AUGUAUCUUCUUGUUACCGCGUUUGCUAUGAAGGAUCUUGGCCCCUUAAGCUAUUUCCUCGUUAUUGUCGUUACACGCCAUUCUGGAGGUCUAUUUCUAUUUCAACAGACGUAUGCUCUCGAGAUCAUUGAAAAAGUAGGUAUGACAUCUUGUAAACUGGUUCCCACUCCCGUGGAGACCAAGGCCAAGUUGGGUACUGAUUCUUGUGCUCCUUUCACUGACCCAACUCACUAUCAAAGCCUUGUUGGUGCUUUACAAUAUCUUACCUUCACUCGAAUCAACAGUACUUACAUAGUUCAGCAAGUCUAUCUUCAUAUGUAUGACCUAAAAGAAUCUCACAUGUUGCCUCUAAAGCGAAUUCUCUACUACCUUCAAGGUACACUCGAGUUCGGUCUACAUCCUUACAAAACCUAUAUCACCAGCCUCGUUUCUUUCAUCGACCCUGAUUGGGGUGGAUGUCUGAACACUCAACGCUCUACAAGCGGCUAUUGCAUUUUUCUUGGCGACAACCUACUUUCUUGGUUUUCUGAAUGGCAACCUACGCUCUCUCGAUCUAGCACCGAGGCCGAAUAUCGAGGGGUUGCUAAUGUUGUUUCUGAAUCAUGUUGGCUUAGAAACCUCUUACUGGAAUUUCAUUUCCCCCGUCUUAAAAGCUACCUUGGUCUACUAUGA
Molecule: messenger RNA, 672 nt
Organism: Cynara cardunculus var. scolymus (artichoke)
Lineage: Eukaryota; Viridiplantae; Streptophyta; Magnoliopsida; Asterales; Asteraceae
Exons: 1
Coding region: 1-672 (223 amino acids)
Source: RefSeq, a predicted model, not a curated record